This is a messenger RNA of Parnassius mnemosyne (clouded apollo), 1515 nucleotides long. The record is from the annotation of a GenBank genome assembly. Lineage: Eukaryota; Metazoa; Arthropoda; Insecta; Lepidoptera; Papilionidae.
AUGGACGUGGAAACACUAGAAGGGGAUAAUAUCGAGGACGAGGAUGCAGAAGACAGUGAGGAUGUAGGUUUUGCGAGUGCGUGGCAGAGAGGGGACGGGGUGGCGCUGGCGAUACUGCGGUCGGUGUUCUCGUGGCUGGAGGGCGGGUCGCUGGUGCGGGCGGCGGGCGUGUGCCGCGCGUGGCGCCGCGCGGCCGCCGAGCCGGCGCUGUGGCGGCGCCGCCUGCUGCCGCGCGCCGCGCCGCCGCACCUGCGUGCGCUGCGCCGCGCCGCCGUCGCCGCGCAGCUGCACACAGAGUCGUCGUGGUCGGGCUGGUCAUGGCGGCGCGAGUACUGGCUGACGGCGGCGCGCUGGCGGCUGCAGUCGCGCGAGCUGGCGGCGGGCGGCGCCUGCGUCACGCACGCCGCACUCAGCCACGCCGCAGAUCGCAUCGCUGUCACCGCAGACGACGCUUCUUUCACUGUGUGGGAGCGCGUGGCGGCGGGCGGCGGGUGGCGCUGGGCGCGCGGCUGGGGCGGCAGCCUUCGCGCACGCGGCUGGGCGGCGGCGGGCGCGGCGCGCUGGGCGCCAGGCGACGCGCGGCUGCUGCUGGCCGGCCCACUCGCGCUGGCGGACCGCUGGGAGCUGCUCGUGCUGCGCUUCGACCAGAACGGUCGAGGAAUGACGGAGGUACGUGCGGAGUGCAGUUCAUGCGGUGGUUGCUGGGCAAGCGCUAACACCUUCGUGACACUGAUACCGCGCCUCCUAGCGCCCGCACGCGCUGUCACCACCGUGUGGCUCAACGCGGCCGAGCAGAAACUGCAGUCGGAGUACGCCGGUGUGACUGUGCCCGUACUGCGGAUAUACAACGAGGCAGCUGCGCAUAUUACGCACAUGUUGAUAGCAGAAGUACCUGCAGAAGAUUUAGAAAAGUUAGAGCAGAAAAAUUCUACAACUGUAGCUUCGGAAUCAGUAGAAGAACACACACUUGAGGAAGGAGAGGAUUGUCCAACGCCAGAGUAUUGGCAGGCCACGUUGCCGGUGCUGAAUGAGGUCGUAGCGCACGUCCUGGUGGCUGCGAUGGGCGCGGUGGGCGGCGAGCGUGGUGUGGCGCGGGCGCUGGGCGCCUGGGAACUGCGCGCGCUGGCGCUGCCACCGCUGUUCGCCACCGCCUCGCUGGCCGAGCGCGUGGCGCGCCGCCGCAGCCGUGCCGGGCCGCCGUCGCAAGAUGAGCCGCCGCCUAGCGAAGACGAGCUACGCGCGCUUUGUACGCCACCGCUAGUCACCUGCCGCCUGCGGAAUAGGGUACUCGGACUCCAAAUACACCCUAACGGCGGCUGCGUGUGGGCGAGCACUUGCGCGGGCGCGGAGUGCGUGUCACUACCAGCGCUGCGGCCGCUGAUGCGAGUGACCGCCGCCGCGAGUGCGCCUGUCUCUAGCCUGCCCUACGUAGUGCAGCCCGCUGCGUCCGACGACUACAUUGCCGCGCCAGCGGGCGACGGCUCGUGGAUGGUGCGCGUGUAUGCGGCGCGGUGA